GGGAAACGCUCUGGUGUCAUACUUAUUCUUUUUUCUCACUCCACCGCCUCGGUUUUGCCAUCAACGAACACACACCGACUCUCUUCAGCAACGCGAAAAAACAGAGGAGGGGUGGUGGAAACCCUCUGAAGCAGAAAAGAAAUAUGGCAAUACUUUCGUUGUUGUCGUCGUUAGAAGCAGAUAUUUCUGUACCCUUGCUCUUGUCCACCGUGACCGUGGUCUCGGCCACUGCCACAACCUUGUUAUUAAUCUGCAAGCCUCGCCUCAUGCGCCUCAUGCGCCUCUACUCCCACAAAAAGAACCUCAUAAGACUCCAUCAUGAAAAACCUAAAAGCAAUCCAACUGCCAAGAUUCUAUUUGUUUCCCAAAUCGGAACCUCAAAAGCCCUAGCUUCGUGCCUCUGCGAUUUGUUCGAGUCGUUCAGCGUCGUUACGGAGCUCGUAGAUGCCAGGGAUUACGUGCCCGAAGCCCUACCCAAGGAGAACCUUGUCGUCCUCGUUGCUUCAACUUCGGAAGUUUGGAAUCUCGGACAAGAUUUCAUCUCCACUGACAACCGUUCUGUCGGAGCAAUGAUGUUCGCCGGUCGGAUCGUCAAUUACGCGAAGGGCUAUAAGUUUGGAUCGUUAGUUGUGAAUGCUUACGGUUUCAGUGCGUUUGUCGCCGGCAAAGGGGCUUCUGGAGAUGACACGAAUUUGAUGGCUAAGGCUGCCAAUCAUAUUAGGGAUUUGGGGGACACUGCUGAAUUGAACGGGGAUUUUGACAGCUGGUGGGGAAGUGUUGUUGGGGUUUUGCAAGGUGCUGUUUCGGGAGGUGCUGCUGAUGCCAUGUGCGGGGAAUAUGAUCCUGAGGAUGUUGGUUCUUCUGAUCCAAAGCUAUCCAUGACGCAGCGCUUAUACCUGUUUGUGGAAAAUAUAAAUCUUAAAAGAGAUCAUGUUGGGCCAGCCAUCACGCGAAGGAUGUUAACUAUAACUGAGGCCAACUUUAUUAAGAAUGGCACUGUUGAUCUUGAAGAUGGAGGUCAUGUAACUGCCAAAUGGCCUCUUAGAGAUGGUCUAUUGGUCGAUUAUCCAUUACCAUAUAUGCAAGGAGUUUGUUCUGUCGGUCACAGCUUCUUCUUUGCUGGUGGUAGUGACCUGAAUAUUAUUGACCCAGAAUUGUGUUUGAAUUGGGAUGAUCAGCACCCCUCAAGGAUGUGGUGCCUCAAGUAUGAGGGUUCUAAUUGGAGUUGGAAGUUUUGUGGAAGCAUGUUCUGCUGCCGAUAUAGACCCUUAGUAGUCCCCUAUGAUGGCAAAUUGUACAUCUUUGGGGGUACUGGAACUGCAAAUUGCUGGGUUGAUAUUUACAGCCUAAAAUCAGGUCUAUGGGAAACAAGGGAAGUGCCCGAAAGUGCUCUCUUGUCAUAUUGCAGGAACCCUGACUCUUACUUUCUGUGGGAGGACAGCACCAAGCCUCACAAGAAGACCCACAUUGUAUUGUAUUCUUGUGGUGAUGAAGGGCUCAUGUCAUAUGACGUCAAGGCUAACAAUUGGGAAUACCUUGAUUGGAAUUUUCCGCCAGUUCCUGAAUAUUGUCCAAGGAAACUUGUUCGUUUGGGAUGCAGUCAUUAUCUUCUGAUUGUUGACUUCGCUCCAAUGUGGCAUAUUUAUGAUUUAUCUAACAUGAAUGUUGUGGAAACGGUGGAGGUGGAUGGUUUGGACAAGACCGCAGAAGUAAUGUAUAUUUUUUGUUGCCACAACACUAGUGAUGAAAGUUUGAUUGAUAUGUUCAUGGAACCUGGAAAUGUUUUCGAGGGAGAGCCAUCUACUAACACUGGUUCUGGGGUUGUUUCUUAUGCCAGAGUCAAGCUCCAACUCAAAACUUUUUCUGCCAAGAUUGAAUCCAAGGGUAAUUUUAACCUUGGUGAUUAUGUAAAUCUUUAUAUGUUUGCUGUUGGAGAUGAAGACCAAUAAUUGUUUCAAUCUUGACCUCCAAACUAUCAAUGAUGAUGGGGAGUUAGAAAGCGACCAAGAUUAAUUGUGUUAAAUUUGUUUAGUGACUAGACAUUGGUUUUUAUUUCUUUCUUUUUUAUCUUGUUUGACAUUGUAUGUUUCUUGUGUUUUUAGUUUAUGUUCAGACGUGAUCAUAGUUGUAUAAAUUUUAAAAAUUAAUCUUGUUUGUUAGAUUCGAA
Messenger RNA from Arachis duranensis, 2167 nucleotides. RefSeq lists its product as uncharacterized. Gene Ontology annotation, molecular function: protein binding. The transcript is spliced from 4 exons. NCBI's taxonomy places the organism in Eukaryota, Viridiplantae, Streptophyta, Magnoliopsida, Fabales, Fabaceae. The record is from RefSeq and is a predicted model, not a curated record. Bases 144 to 1949 code for a protein of 601 amino acids.